AACAAUACCUAGCAAGAUUUUCUAUUAACAGUACCUAAAAAUGCGGGUUACAAUAGUGACAUUAUUCGCCUUUUUGGGCUUUGCACAUGGCGUUAGUUAUGAAGGAUACAAGGUGUAUACAGUAUCACCUACAACAGAAUUACAAAAUGCAUAUUUACAAGAAUUGGAAUCAAGUCCCGAUUUCGACUUUUGGUCAAAAAUUAACAAAGUUGGUGCUCCGGUCGUGAUUAUGGUAGCGUCUAACGUCCAAAAACCAUUUGAAAAUUAUUUAACAAGACAUAAUAUUAAUUUUGUGGUCACAAUUGAAAAUGUGGAACGAACCAUCCAGACUGAAAAAGCCUACCACACUUCUCGCCAAGCUCGAAAAUCAACUCGUAUCACUUUCGACCAUUAUCUCCGCCACCAUGAGAUCAACUCGUACUUGGCCCAACUGGCAAAAACCAACCCUUCGCUGGUCACUCUUGAAACCAUCGGUUGGUCGUACCAAAACCGUUCCAUGGACCUCGUCCGCAUCUCUUCCGGUCCUUCGGAUCCACCAAAACCGGUCAUUUUUAUCGACGCUGGCAUACAUGCCAGAGAAUGGAUAGCCCCAGCCCUUGCCCUUUACAUCAUCAACCAACUGGUUGAAAACCCCGAUAAUUUGAACCUAACGAGUGACAUCGACUGGAUUAUCCUCCCUAGUGUCAAUCCAGAUGGUUAUGAGUACACUUGGACCACGAACCGUCUCUGGCGCAAAACCAUUUCUCCAGGUCUGGUUUGCGAUGGUUGCGAUGCUAAUCGCAACUUUGAUUUUCAUUGGAUGGAAUCAGGGGCUAGUAAUUGGGAGUGUUCGGAUACCUACGCUGGAAAGACGGCUUUUUCCGAAGUGGAAACUCAAAAUUUGAAAAAUUUUUUACUCAAAACUCCAAAUAUUGAGGCUUAUAUCACUUUGCACAGUUAUGGGCAAUAUUUCUUGUACCCUUGGGGCUAUAUUGAUAAGCUUUGCGAUAAUUGGGAGGAGUUGGAUCAGUUGGCUCAUACUAUGGAUGAUGCGAUUAGUGCUGUCAAUGGGACAAGGUAUACCAUUGGUGGGUCAACGGCUACGCUGUAUGCCGCAGCUGGGGCUAGUGAUGACUGGUCAAUGGGUGUGAGGAAUGUUAGUAUUGUGUACACAUGGGAGUUGCCAGGAGGGGGCACUUAUGGCUUUGAUAUGCCUCCCGAGAGGAUUGAGGGAGUUGUGGUCGAAUCGUUUGAGGGGGUCAAAGUUUUGGCCGAUUUUGUUGCCAAAAAUAGGAAAUAAUUUUUUCAUUUUGGUAAACUUGUAGUAAAAGUAAAACAGAUAAUAAAAUGGUUUGAACGUUGUUAACAGAUAAUAAAAUGGUUUGAACGUUGUUAA
This is a messenger RNA of Tribolium madens (black flour beetle), 1375 nucleotides long. RefSeq names its product carboxypeptidase B-like. The transcript is spliced from 4 exons. The record is from RefSeq and is a predicted model, not a curated record. Gene Ontology annotation, biological process: proteolysis. Lineage: Eukaryota; Metazoa; Arthropoda; Insecta; Coleoptera; Tenebrionidae. Gene Ontology annotation, molecular function: zinc ion binding; metallocarboxypeptidase activity. Bases 41 to 1279 code for a protein of 412 amino acids.